CACGUGCCGGCAAAACUCUGAACUCUGAACUCUCCACAAUCUUCCUCAAUCUUUGUCUUCUUCCUUCCUAAUAACCUUGCAGACAGUUUGGGUGUUGCAGUGAUCUAGCUGCCUUGUAUUGUUGGUAGACUGAUCUCUACUGUGGUUCAUCACUCUCUUGUCCUCUUGUCACAGAUCUGAGCAGUUUUACUCGUCUUAAUUUCUCUCUCCCAGCGGAUCAUUUAUCCUCAACGAUGCUCUCACUGUCCCCCUCCCCGUCUCCUCCGCCGCUCUCGUCCGAUUCGGAAGACAGCGGCGCGGAAGACGACGGACUAAUCAUCUCUGCAUCUUCCCCGUCGACAGAUCGGACGCCGAUCCCGACUUCCCGCCGGCAACCCUCGUUUUCCUCCUCCGACUCGCUUUCUCCACCAGGCCUCUCCACAUAUCACUCCGAGCUAGCCACCUCGCCCAUCACCAGCGUCUUCACCGGCCCGUCCACGCCGUCGACGUACCGCAUGCAACCCCUCGCCGUCGGCGGCGGCUACACCCGGCCUCUUCCGCGGACCGCCCGGCUCCAGCAGCAGCAGCAGCGGCCGCGGAUCGGCUCGAGCGUGGACUACGACGGGAUCCACGAGCCGCCGAGCGCGAGCCAUAUGUCGCCGGCGCAGCUGUACACGACCGCGUCGGGACAGUUGUUUCAUGCGGGGAAAGUGUGUAUUGCGCUCGUUGGCCUGCCUGCGCGGGGCAAGACACAUUUGGCGGUUUCGCUUACGCGGUACCUACGAUGGCUCGGAGUCAAGACGCACGCAUUUCACCUAGGCGAUUAUCGACGGACGUGUAUUCCCAACGAGAAAGAAGUGCCAGAGGACUACUUCAUGGUGAACGCCUCACCCGAGACAGUUCUGCUACGGCAGCGCGUGAUGGCAGCGUGCAAGAGCGACGUGUUCAAGUUCUUUGACGAAGAGCGCGGCCAGGUUGCAAUCUACGACGCCGUGAACCCGACGUCGAACGGCCGACGGAUGCUGCACAAGGAGUUUACACAGCAUGGGAUCCAGGUCCUGUUCAUCGAGUCGAUCUGCGACCGGCCCGAGAUUAUCGAGGCCAACGUGCGCAGCGUGAAGAUCUCGUCGCCGGAUUAUAUCGGCUGGGACGAGAAGGAGGCGAUCAAGGACUACCUGCGGCGGAUCAGCGACAAGAUUCCGCAUUAUGAGAGUUUGGAUGAGACGGAGUUCAGUUAUAUCAAGCUAUAUAAUGCGGGCGAGCGGAUUUUGCUUAAUAAUACGCGGGUUGGGUAUCUUCCGAAUCGGAUAGUGUUUUAUUUGAUGAACUUGCAGAUCAAGGCGGGAUGCGUCUACUUUGCUAGGGCGGGACGGUCGACUGAAACACGGCCAAAGUACAAGUCGGAUCCACAUUUGAGCGAGGAAGGUCUGGACUAUGCGAAGAAGCUGGCAGAUACACUACUUGAGCACCGACGGAAGGAGCACAAGGCAUUAGAAGAGAACGGCGAGUCAGUUGCCGAGCGCGAGCUUAUAGUGUGGACGUCUACGCGGCGACGAACGAUCGAGUCUGCGGCCGAGUUUGAGAACCGGGGAUUCUCGUGCCGACAGCGAAGCCAGCUUUCUCAGCUCCAUCCGGGGUCGUGCGAUGGGCUUACGCGGGAGGAGUUGGAGCAGACGUUCCCGGACGAGGUCGAGAACCACGCCAAAGACCCGUACCGCCACCGGUACCCGCGCGCAGAGUCGUACCACGAUCUGGCGGUGCGGUUGGAGCCCGUGAUUCUGGAGAUGGAGCGGAUUCCGAACGACAUUCUGAUUGUUGCGCACGUGAGUGUUUUGCGGGUGCUGUACGGGUACCUGAUGGCGUGUCAGCCGAACGAUAUUCCAAAGCUGGAGUUUGAGCGGAACGAGAUUGUGGAGAUUAUUCCGUCGGCGUAUACGAAUCGGGUGAAGCGGAUUAAUAUUCCGGGAGUGGCGCCGAGUGAGUCGUCGUCGAUCAUAUAACUGGUUUUUUGAAGUGAGGUAACUGUACACAGAUCUCUGAAUAUAAGCUUAGCGCUGAGU
Myxozyma melibiosi is the source of this 2039-nucleotide messenger RNA. RefSeq names its product putative 6-phosphofructo-2-kinase. Gene Ontology annotation, cellular component: cytosol. The record is from RefSeq and is a predicted model, not a curated record. NCBI's taxonomy places the organism in Eukaryota, Fungi, Ascomycota, Lipomycetes, Lipomycetales, Lipomycetaceae. Gene Ontology annotation, molecular function: ATP binding; fructose-2,6-bisphosphate 2-phosphatase activity; 6-phosphofructo-2-kinase activity. The transcript is spliced from 4 exons. Gene Ontology annotation, biological process: fructose 2,6-bisphosphate metabolic process; fructose metabolic process. The coding region runs from base 234 to 1979 and encodes 581 amino acids.